AUGGCACAAAACUCAUACAGACCAUUAAAGCUUUGUACUGUUAUGAGAGCCUUUGGUUUGCGGUUUAUCGCCAAGGCAUUUUUUUUUGUUUCUUAUGACUCAUUACAUUAUGUGAAAACUUUCAGUGAUGAGGGGCAGUUCCUUUAUGAGAUUGGAUGCAAAGGAUCUGGCGACAGGCAGCUGAGAAGGCCUCAAGGCCUUGCAAUAGACAAAUUAAACAAUCCAGUUGUAUGUGAUAGCGACAAUAAGAGGCUUCAAGUUUUUUCUCUGGAAGGAAAAUUCCCGAACUCUGUUACUGAAGAAGUUUCUGGACCUGACUCUGUUACUGUUGUUAAGAAUGGCCACCUGCUCUUUUGUGAUUUAUAA
Molecule: messenger RNA, 366 nt
Organism: Porites evermanni
Lineage: Eukaryota; Metazoa; Cnidaria; Anthozoa; Scleractinia; Poritidae
Source: the annotation of a GenBank genome assembly